UCUGGCCGCGGGCAGAAGGGUGGCGGGGCCGGCUGAGGGGUGCAGCAGUCGCCGCUGGCUUCGGGGCCGGGGAGGCGCGGGGGCCAGAGUAGCUCUUGGGCUGCUGGCCAGUGCGGACACUUCCGGGUCGAGUCGCCGGGGUCGGAAAGUCACGGCCACCGCGACACUGGUCUGCUGCCGGGGACGCUGAGGUGGUGGACGAGAGGGGUCGGAGGUGUCCCGGUUCCGGUUUCGCUGGCGGCUCCGCGGAUCUGGUUCUAAGCGUGCUGGACCUCUGCCCCUGGAGGUACUGGUUCUCCUCCGGCCUGCUAUGGAAACUGAUUCGAAAGCCAAGGAGCACCUUGAAGCCAAGGAGUCUGCUCCUGCUAAUGCUGAAAAUGCCGCCUUCGUGUGGGAAGCUGGGAAGUUUGGGACGCCCCAGAAGCAUGUGGCAGAAGUGAGUCCUCAUUUUUGCACCCCUGAUGCUUCUAAAACACCUUUGGAUUUUUCCACCGUAACUGUAGAGCAGCUGGGAAUUACACCUGACAGCUUUGUGAGGAACUCUUCAGGAAAGUCAGCAUCCUGCCUGAAGAAAUCCAGACGGCGUUCUGCAGUUGGUGCCCGAGGCUCUCCCGAAACAAACCAUCUAAUCCGCUUCAUUGCUCAGCAGCGGAGUUUAAAGAAUGCUGCGAAAUCUCCUUUGGCACAGGAUUCCCCUUUUCAGGGCAGCCCUGGACUGUAUGGAAAUGUUAAUUCCUUGCGAGAGCGAAUAUCUGCCUUCCAGUCAGCUUUUCACUCCAUAAAGGAAUACGAGCAAAUGGCUGCCUGUCCAGACUUCUCAGAGGCACAGAGAGAGAUGGAGACAGCAAAUCUGAAUGAAGACAUUAUUGAACGUCAGCAGCCUGGGCUUCUUGCAGAGAUACCAUCCAAGCGUCGGAGAAUAUCCUCUCAGAGUAUCUCUGAUGAAGACCUAACUGAUGCCGAAGGCAGAGUAAUGGCUCUCCAUAUUUUCAACAUUGAUACAGGCAGAGUAUGCACAAUUGAAACUUCUACAGGUUUCUCCAAGAAGUCGUCUGAACUUGGCUUAACAGAGCCUGGAUGUUUAGCUGAAGGGUCUGUUCCCCUUUCAGAGCUCACAAAGGCGUCACAUGGACUCAAAAUUGCUGACUGUGUAGAGGGUAAAGGGUGGAAGGAUGCUGUUUAUCUUGAUACACUGACGACAGAAAUGAACUCAGGCACAGUCCCUGACAUCAGGUCACCAGCCUGUCCUGCCUACAAGAGGGACUUCCCAUCCACUGAGACCUUUGUGCUUCGUUCUGUUCUGAAGAAACCUUCUGUUAAGCCAUUUCUAGAGAGCUUACAGGAACACCAUGACAACCUCUGUGAUGAUGGGACUCCAAACUUGAUCCCAAAUCUUGCAAACUGUUGCAAAGAACAAAAAGCAGAAGAUCAAAAUUAUAAAGCACCACCAGCCUUUCUGAAUAUGAGGAAGAGGAAGAGAGUUACUUUUGGAGAGGAUCUGAGCCCUGAAGUGUUUGAUGAAUCUUUGCCAGCAAAUACUCCAUUGCGUAAAGGAGGAACACCUGUCCGCAAAAAGGAUAUAAGCAGUAUCAGUCCCUUGAUACUUGAGCAGUCACCAGUUCUGGAGCAGUUACCUCAACCAAACUUUGAUGAUAAGGGGGAGAAUCUUGAAAACAUAGAACCAUUACACUUAACAUUUGCGGUUGGGAGUCCUAUUAAGUCUUCAAUCACUGAGACUCUUCCAGGCACUGAUACCUUUAGUUCUUCAAAUAACCAUGAGAAAAUAUCCUCCUGUAAAGUUAGACCAACACGGACUUCUAAUAGAAGAAAGCAGUUGAUCAGUUUUGCAGAAGAGAAUGUUUGCAACUUACUUAAUACAGAAGCUCAACCUUGUAAAGAAAAGAAAAUUAAUAGGAGGAAGUCUCAGGAAACCAAAUGUACAAGCAGAGCCCUUCCUAAAAAGAGCCGGGUUUUAAAAAGUUGCAGAAAGAAGAAAGGAAGGGGAAAGAAAGGAGUUCAGAAAUCUUUAUAUGGAGAAAGAGACAUUGCUUCUAAGAAGCCCCUCCUAAGUCCGAUUCCUGAGCUGCCCGAAGUCUCUGAGAUGACACCCUCAGUUCCAAGCACUUGGCGCAUGUGUUCAGAUGAUUUCCACUCAAAUGGUAAACUUGAAGAAGUGAAGCCUCCUAAAAAUCCAGUUAAAAGAAAGAGACUUUUGCCUCAGAACCCGGAAGAUUUGCAUAUGAAUCAAAGCUUUAAUAAAUGUAAUGUGCCUGAAUUCUGCUCUUACAUAAAAGGUUCUUCAUCAUUUGAUACAAGUACUAUGGAUGUUAGUGAAAUUAAAAAUGUUCCAAAAGCAGAAAAUAAUUUGGAAAAUGAAAUGGAAUCAAAUACUGGGAAUGAGAAUGAAAACAGUCAUAAUUCUUGUUCCUCUGUGACCAAAGAACAUGUUGUGUCAGAUAAUCUCAAACCUGAUAUUAUCCUGAAGUGCCAUGAGCUUUCUGCUCCUGGUCAAAAUGAAGAAAGCCUUUGUGAAGUCUUUAAAAUUUCAGAAGAAAUAAAGUGUGAAAAACAGGAUGACAUCCUGGUAGCCACAGAGGGAAAGCCGCAGUGCAAUCAUUUCAUGUCUGACUCACAAAAUGAAUAUAAUUAUUUGGGAGAUGCCUUAAUUGAAAACAUAAAAGGAUAUAAAAGCCCAAGAGAGGAUGUGGGGAUAGAAAUCGCAGAACAUAGCAGUGUUAAAUUUUGCAGCGAAAAGAAACAGAGAAGGCGCUCUAUGUAUUGUUCUGAAGAUCGGAAUUUACGUUUAGAAGGAAGCAGAAGUCACAAACCUUUCCACAGCACGGGCAGCCCUGUAGGAAUCAGCUUAGAGAAUUCCAAACUUUAUGAAGAUUUAUCUGAUGCCAUAGAGCAAAGCUUUCAUAGAACAAAUGGUGAAGUCAAAGUGCGGCGCAGCACAAGGCUACAAAAAGAUGCAGAUAAUGAAGGGCUUGUAUGGAUUUCCCUUCCAUUUCCUUUCACUUCCCAAAAAACCAAAAGGAGAACAAUCUGCACAUCUGACAGCAGAGGGUUUGAAGAUAUGUCUCCCAGAAGAGAAACUGUAUCCUCCAGGCGAAACCGGUGCCAAGUGCCCUCCCGCUCAGGUAGAGAAAACAGCAAGAGCCCUACUGCUCAUUCUGAUCUACCUGAGAAGAGGAGGAAGAGCUUCUGUACGUCCUCCCUUGCAAAUACUAAAGCUCCUGCUCAGUCUAAGCGCUGCAGAAGAAGCACCUUCCUCCAGGGGAAGGGAGAGAGCUCUCUCACUGACCUGGAACGGGUUGGACAUAGUGGAGAACUGGAGCAAUAAUGGACAUUUCCUGCGGGACCCUUGGCAAAAGAAAGUAACCAUCCAUGCUUGAAAGUCUUUCCUUUUGCUUCUCUUCCUUUGUUCAAUUUCGCUGUUACUUACGUUCCAGAUAAAUAAAAUCAUUUGAGUUGAA
Molecule: messenger RNA, 3476 nt
Organism: Oryctolagus cuniculus (rabbit)
Lineage: Eukaryota; Metazoa; Chordata; Mammalia; Lagomorpha; Leporidae
Gene: CDCA2
Product: cell division cycle associated 2
Biological process (GO): regulation of mitotic nuclear division; regulation of chromosome segregation
Cellular component (GO): chromosome; nucleus
Source: RefSeq, a predicted model, not a curated record